This is a messenger RNA of Anopheles stephensi (Asian malaria mosquito), 5741 nucleotides long. RefSeq names its product zinc finger protein 184-like. The transcript has 6 exons. Lineage: Eukaryota; Metazoa; Arthropoda; Insecta; Diptera; Culicidae. Gene Ontology annotation, cellular component: nucleus. The record is from RefSeq and is a predicted model, not a curated record. Gene Ontology annotation, molecular function: zinc ion binding. The coding region runs from base 96 to 3050 and encodes 984 amino acids.
UAUUUGUUUGGUUCGGUGCAUUUGUGCAGUGUAAAACGUCUUCCGUUGCGUUCUAAAAACUGUGUUGCGUUCCAGAGCACCUAUUAUCACUCGAUAUGAGCACGAUCCUUAGCGGAUCGGGGUCUAAAAAAUGUAUUAUUUGUUUGCAGUACGCACCGACCAUGGUUCCACUGAACACGGAAGUCGACAUUGAUGGUGUUACGGUGAACUGUGAAGCUAUGUAUGCCAAGUUCACAGGCGUUCAGCUCGAAACUGCAACACUCUCAAAAAAGCGAUUGCUCAAUCUUUGUUUGGCCUGCCUAACGCAGCUAAAUUCUUGCUAUUUGUUUCAAAAGCAGGCCAUUGAAGCAGCAGAAAGAAUAUUUACAACUUUACCACAAUUGGAACUUCAUCUAACAGUUGAUGGAGAUAAGCUCACAUGCCAGUACCUUAACCCACAGUUUGAAAAAACGAACGAACAGACUGAAAUUAGUAAUUAUGUUGAAGAGAAGGAAAUAGUUACCGAACGGACAGACCUUGAUCAGAAUUAUGCAUUAUCAGUCAAACAGUCAGCCGCUCAAGAAUCAUCACAGGAUGAGGUAGAAAUAGAGCUGGAAGAAGACGUUGAAGCGGUAGAAGAAUUCAUCGACGAAGGAUCACACUCGAUCGAUGCAGACACACAGGAGGACACGGAGCAACACAGCGAACAAACUGUGCCGGAAGAAAGCAAACCUUCCUGCAAGGAAUGUACACACCUGCAGGGUAAUGUUGUUUGGUUUCGAAAACAUUUCCUGCGUGCACACUGUCAGCCGAAGUCCGGCGAACGGUACCGGUGCACCGUUUGCUUGGGACAGUUUAAAAGUAUACGUUCCUUCACGCGACACACCCGUACCCAUCAAGGAACGAAGCGGUACGCGUGCCAGUUCUGUCCCAAAUCGUUCCACUAUUCCCAUCACUUACAGGCCCACGAGCGAAUUCAUACGAAGGAGAAACCUUUCGUGUGUGAAAUGUGCAGCAAAGCAUUCAUUUCCAAGGAACGCUUAAACGCACAUGAAGAAACACACGGCGCAGAGCGUGCGUUCGAGUGUGAGGUGUGUCGGGCAACGUUCAAAACACGACAAAAUUUGUACAAGCACAGCCUAAUCAAACACGAUCGGCCGGUGGCAAAGUUUCAAUCGUUCAGGUGCAAUCGGUGCGGUAAGCUAAUGCUAUCCCAAUCGGCCGUUACCUAUCACAAGCAUCAUCCGUGCAUAGCGUCAGCUCGUCAGCAGCCUGAACAACAGCGUGUUACGGAACAGACGGUCCUCCAUCAGGGCAACACCAAUCAUAGGAAAUAUCCUUGCGACGUAUGCGGCUUGCAAUUUAAUCAAAAAAUCGAACUGAACCGGCACACGCUCAUUCACGAAGGAUCUCGACCGUACCGGUGCGAUGUGUGCGAUCGUUCCUUCCGACAGAAGGGUACACUCACGACCCAUAUGCGUACCCACACCGAUGAAAAGCCGUACGAGUGUACGCAAUGUGCUGCUCGUUUCCGGUCCGCCGCUUCCAGGCGAUCACACUUCAUCCGACAGCAUAUGCCGUGUUGCGUUCCAGAGCAACUAUUACCGCUCGAGAUGAGCACGAUCCCAAGUGGAUCGGGAUCUAAAAAAUGUAUUAUUUGUUUGCAGUACGCACCGACCAUGGUUCCACUGAACACGGAAGUCGACAUUGAUGGUGUUACGGUGAACUGUGAAGCUAUGUAUGCCAAGUUCACAGGCGUUCAGCUCGAAACUGCAACACUCUCAAAAAAGCGAUUGCUCAAUCUUUGUUUGGCCUGCCUAACGCAGCUAAAUUCUUGCUAUUUGUUUCAAAAGCAGGCCAUUGAAGCAGCGGCAAGAAUAUUUACAACUUUACCACAAUUGGAACUUCAUCUAACAGUUGAUGGAGAUCAUCUCACAUGCCAGUACCUUAACUCACAUACUGAAAAAACGAACGAAAUUACUAAUUAUGUUGAAGAGAAGGAAAUCGUUACCGAACGGACAGACCUUGAUCAGAAUUAUGCAUUAUCAGUCAAACAGUCGGCCGCUCAAGAACCAUCACAGGAUGAGGUAGAAAGAGGGCUGGAAGAGGACGUAGAAGCGGUAGAAGAAUUCAUCGACGAAGGAUCACACUCGAUCGAUGCAGACACACAGGAGGACACGGAGCAACAUAGCGAACAAACUGUGCCGGAAGAAAGCAAACCUUCCUGCAACGAAUGUACACACCUGCAGGGUAAUGUUGUUUGGUUUCGAAAACAUUUCCUGCGUGCGCACUGUCAGCCGAAGUCCGGCGAACGGUACCGGUGCACCGUUUGCUUGGGACAGUUUAAAAGUAUACGUUCCUUCACGCGACACACCCGUACCCAUCAAGGAACGAAGCGGUACGCGUGCCAGUUCUGUCCCAAAUCGUUCCACUAUUCCCAUCACUUACAGGCCCACGAGCGAAUUCAUACGAAGGAGAAACCUUUCGUGUGUGAAAUGUGCAGCAAAGCAUUCAUUUCCAAGGAACGCUUAAACGCACAUGAAGAAACACACGGUGCAGAGCGUGCGUUCGAGUGUGAGGUGUGUCGGGCAACGUUCAAAACACGACAAAAUUUGUACAAGCACAGCCUAAUCAAACACGAUCGGCCGGUGGCAAAGUUUCAAUCGUUCAGGAGCAAUCGGUGCGAUAAGCUUAUGCUAUCCCAAUCGGCCGUUACUUAUCACAAGCAGCAUCCGUGCAUAGCGUCAGCUCGUCAGCAGCCUGAACAACAGCGUGUUACGGAACAGACGGUCCUCCAUCAGGGCAACACCAAUCAUAGGAAAUAUCCUUGCGACGUAUGCGGCUUGCAAUUUAAUCAAAAAAUCGAACUGAACCGGCACACGCUCAUUCACGAAGGAUCUCGACCGUACCGGUGCGAUGUGUGCGAUCGUUCCUUCCGACAGAAGGGUACACUCACGACCCAUAUGCGUACCCACACAGAUGAAAAGCCGUACGAGUGUACGCAAUGUGCUGCUCGUUUCCGGUCCGCCGCUUCCAGGCGAUCACACUUCAUCCGACAGCAUAUGCCGUAAGCUAGGGUGGUCGGCACACAUCUCGGUGUUCCAAGUUUAUUGUAAAAUUGAUUCCUGAGUGUAGUACCCUGCCGCGGGGUUAGCUAUUUCGGCUGGCACCAUUUUACGAUUCACUUGUUCAGAUCCGGGAAGUUGAAAGAGAUGUCCGAUCUGCUUUAAAAGCAGUUUUUCCGGUGGUUGCGACAAGCGCACGCUGCGCAUUGGUAACAUCUAGUAGGCUGUGUUGGGGAGUCGAUUCGGUAGUCCAAAAGUCCAUCAACAAAUAGUCUCUGGGUGUUGCAGUUACGCUGGUUCAGCGACUCGAUACCCAAAAGCGUACAGCGAGUGUCGUAAUCCACUUGGACCCAAGGACCGAUUCCAGAAGCGCAAUGCGAACCGGGUGAAUUUGCGCUGGACGGAUUCCAAACGGGCUAGGGGCCGAGCAGCAGAUGGCCACCAUACAAUGGAGGCAUACUCCAGCACCGAUCGAACCAAGGAGCAGUAGAGCGUCUUGAUGGAGACCGGGUCCGUGAAGUCGCGAGUAAGUUGCUUAAGCAAGCCUAUCAGCUGGUUGCCCUUGGUGACGACGUGUUCGAGCUGUUCGUGGAAGCUCUGCUUCUCAUCGAGGAGUACUCCUAAAUCCCUAACACUGCUUUUGCGGACAACCAGAGGACAGCGCUUUCUCGUGAACGUUACGACAAUACACCGGGAUUGGAAUGAACAGAGUGCAGCUUGAAGGCGGAGUUGGUCGGACCGGUCUUGGAUCGACAGGAAUAGCUUCGCAUCAUAAGCAAACAGUAGGUGGAUUCCAGCGGGAAGCACCCUAGUUACGGUCAUUGAUGAAAAUGACGAACAGCAGCGAUCCGAGGUUGCUCCCUUGAAGCACCCCUAAAGAAGCAGGAAUGCAACGCGACAAAUGGGGUCCCAUUUUCACGCAGUAGAUCGGCCGGCGAGAUACGAACGCAUCCAAGUUAGCAAUUGGACGGGCGUGCCCAACAUCUGGAGCUUGGCGAGUAGCAAGGAAUGCAGGACACUUUCAAAGGCAGCUUUGCUGUCCGUAUAUACCGCGUCCACUUCGGAGCCGGAGUCGAUGGUCCUGUGGCGUUGGCUGACAAAUUCAACCAAGUUUGUGGUGGUAGAGCGCUUGGGGACGAAUCCGUGUUGAGUAGUGCUGGAGGUAGUUCGAGGCAGCAGCGAGAAGAGAUUCGUACACAGCAAGCUCGAAAACCUUAGCGCAGGCGCAAAGCGUUGUGAUGCCGCGGUAAUAACAGGCGCUGGAUUCAUCUCCCUUUUGUCUCCACAUAGAAAGCUAUAUUCGAUCACUUGCGUUAACCGUGGGCGCCAAGACAAAGUGCAGUAGAACGUGAAGCACUUUUUGCCAACUGGCUAGUUAAUGCCUUGCAGAAUGGGGAGACCCAAGAGCUUGGCGUGGAAGCAUCCAUCUGUACGAUGAUCCUAAUUGUGGUCAAGAUGUAUUUUGUGGCAAGCGAUCCUCAGUCAUCUGUUUCUAAACAAUCAGAAUGAGUCGGAUGCUACGGUUUGUGAAAAACAAAAUCCUCCCGGCAUUCAGCUCGUCGUAGAAUAAUGUCUGUUUAUCUCGAGCACUGAUAAAAUAUCAACUUCGGACGUUUUCCAUUCAAAUAAGAGUUCAUUUUUCUCACAUGUUUUUGUGGUGAUCUUUUUUUUUAUAUUAAAUUUAUCUAGUACUUAUGCAUUACUCUCUGUAACACUAGUUGUGGCCUUUUUUAUGAUGGUAUUUGUAGUAAUAUUAUUAUUUUACGCGAUGUACACACCGGAUAGGAGUGUAUCGGUUCUGCGCGGGAAAAAACUGGGCCUAGAACGUAGAAACUCAAUGCAUUUUUUUUCCUUCUCCUGGCUCAGCAUUACCAGUAUAGGAUAGUAAGCCAAUACGCAGUAAGACCUGUUGGGGGGGAGGUUCACGCUCAUCUGCUAGAACGAUCUACCAUAACUUAAGACCUGUUGUAACAUCGUCUUCUCUACCUUGCCUGUUCACUAUGUAUGUAAAAGUUUAAUCCCGUUGUUGCACAGAAGCACAUUUUUAGGCAGCGUUUUGCUACAGUUUCCAUAGGCGGGUUAAGGAUUCUAAUUCAAUAGCACCAGUGUCCACUAAACGAAUCAUGCAAAUCAAGAGCCCUGUAGCCCCGAAAGGCUUGUGUUAAAGCAAGGAAAAUACAGCACUAAACAUUACAAGAUACCACACUUAACUAAAAGGCAUCAUUUAGUAACAGAAGACAAAAGUAGUAACGCUCCGCUCGCUUGAUAACCUCUGGAACGUGGUUGUGUGGGCCCCCCACUUCAACACUUUUUUUUUCUCACCUCGAUUUGAGUUUUGUUCAGCGUAGUGUUUUACACACCACCCCACCCUUCUAUUAUGUAUAUAGUGUUGCACUUGUUUUCUUCUUGUCAAUGUCUCAAUUAGCUAAGGCAGUGAUAUUUUCUCUUAUCUGGUAUCUCAUUAGUUCUUAGUAAUCGGGAGCAUGGUGCUGCUACACUCUUACUACUACUACUACUACCGGCUACUACGGCAGCACCAUCGCCGCUGGUACACUUAAAACUAGCUCGUCACGGACACUAUCGGCUACAUAAACGAAAAAGUAUGUGCUCUAAUAUAAAGAAAUAAGGAUCCCGAUUAAUGUCCCUCCCCAUAUCUGUUACUGCAACAUUAACGUAUGCUACAAACUAAACAAAAAA